Messenger RNA from Paramacrobiotus metropolitanus, 1395 nucleotides. RefSeq lists its product as uncharacterized. NCBI's taxonomy places the organism in Eukaryota, Metazoa, Tardigrada, Eutardigrada, Parachela, Macrobiotidae. The transcript has 4 exons. The record is from RefSeq and is a predicted model, not a curated record. Bases 198 to 1205 code for a protein of 335 amino acids.
GUGGCUGUGAUUGCCGUGUGGCGGUUUGCUCAAUCAGUUUUCCAGUUGCUCUAAUUAACUCGGGAGUAAUAGCUAUUUAAACCGCGAAAAACGCCGCUACAUUUUUCAUAUCCGUGGUAUAUUAAUCCGUUUUUACUGCGGCUGCAGUCUUGCUUCUUACGUUUUUUAAUCAUUAAUGGUUGAGCGUCCUCUGGAGAAUGUCAGCCUUUCCAACCGGUAUUACAGCUAUCUCCUGUAUUGCUCUCAGCGGAUGGGUGUUAUCAAACGUGGCAGCAGACGGUCCUUUUUGUAGUGGUGAAUCUGGCGAUGAGUCGCCGAUUGAAUACGCGUUUGAAUGUGCUAACUCCUCCACCCCACCGGAGGUGAUAAUCAAAACGAUUACCGAUGAUAAAUAUUUGCGGUGCAAUUGGCCGACGAUUACUCCGGUCAGCAGCGGAUCCUCUGUAAAGCACCACAUCCAUUACGCGUGUUGCCGGAAUCUUCCAAUGAUGUUUCUCCCGACGUCCGCGCAACCCUGCUUACCGGAGAACGAUUGCGAUUCCUGCAAGAACCCAUACAGCCGAGCGAUGUGUCAGUACGAUCUGUUUUCUCUGGGCCGUUUCUGGCCGACUUGUAUUCCCCUUCUGGAUGAAAUAACCAAGCUGGAAGCGAUUGACAUCGCACCCGAUAAGGAGCCACCUUACGAAGGCUGGCGAAUUACCGACCCAGAUUACGGGAAGCGCCCCAAACCUCACAUGUCGGGUCGACCGUACUGCGACGACGGGAAACUGAGCAUGGUCAUCCAUCCCUGCUGCAAUCCGCCUCUCAUGGUGGUUGUCGAUAAGAAGAACUGCCUCCAAAAGGUCACCUGCGGCACCCGUCCAGAAGCAAAUGCGCUGUUUAAGACGACGCGGAACUGGAACGACUGGCCACCGGUCUAUAUCAGUUCUUACAGUUCGUGGAGAGAUACCUCCUGGACGGGGCCGUUCUAUAACGCCUGGGACCGGAUUUCUUCGGAAGACAAAUACGUUCUGAACAAAGCGCUGAACAAGAUAGAUGCUUGUAUGAAUAUAACAGACCAUACCGCACCUGUGGACCAGGUUCAGUGCAGCCGAUGUAAGGCCCAGACGGAAGUGGUGAGACUGUACGAUCAUGGACUUGUCCUCGGCCAGUUGAAAGGUGGAGAAAAUUUCAUAAAGAUCGCUUCGGACUACAAUUUACACUAGUUUUAUUUCAUUUUGAUUUUUGCAAGCAAUCAAGAUAGUUAGUAGCUGAUACUUUUGAUACAUGGUUCUGCCUACGACAAAUCACUGGUGCUCUCAGGGAAAUACUCAUUUUAUCCCAUUUUUAUUUAUAGAGUAAGUACAGCUGCGCUGUGUUGCAUGCUUGUUUAACACGCAAUUAAAUUUUUUACGA